Messenger RNA from Helobdella robusta, 810 nucleotides. RefSeq lists its product as hypothetical. Bases 1 to 810 code for a protein of 269 amino acids. The transcript has a single exon. Gene Ontology annotation, molecular function: mannosyltransferase activity. Gene Ontology annotation, biological process: mannosyl-inositol phosphorylceramide biosynthetic process. The record is from RefSeq and is a predicted model, not a curated record. NCBI's taxonomy places the organism in Eukaryota, Metazoa, Annelida, Clitellata, Rhynchobdellida, Glossiphoniidae.
AUGCCGAAAGUACUCCACACUACGUGGAAGUUCCACGCGCUACUGAACAAGAAGUGGAUAGAAAUUGAGAAAAAAUGCAUGCAGGCCAACCCUGAUUUCAUCUUUUGCCACUGGGAUGAUGAUGACCUCUUAAAUCUGGUCAUUUACCAGUACGGAAAUUUGCUUGAAAAAUUUCUUUCAUAUCCUUAUCCCAUUCAGAGAGCAGAUGUAGGAAGAUAUUUGCUUCUCAAGAAGUUUGGAGGUUUUUAUAAAGACACCAAUAUCGGCUGUAGAGCACCAUUUGAUUACAUCUACCACAAUGAAAUUGAGAAAAAUCGAAACAACGUGACAAAUGAAACAGCCAAAGUAUUAUUCGCAAAAAUUGACCCAAUCGGAGUAGCGGGAGACUUCAUAGCCUCAACACGGGAUCAUCCCAUUUUUGAGCAAAUGAUAACUGAAUUGGGAAGGAGACGAACAAACUACUUCCUGCCAUACUUGGAUGUCAUGCUGAGCACGGGUCCUCUCUUCUUGAGCCACGUUGUCAACUCCUUCAAGGGCAAUCCGAAUAUAUCAUUGAAGAUCAGAAGCGAAGUUUUCUUAAUCGAAACGAAAUCGUAUCAGUUUGUUUAUUUUUAUUUUGUAUCUGGGAGCACCUGGCAUUGCGUAGAUGGGGUAGUUAUUUGGUGGGUCUUCACGCAUUUGAAACUUUUGUUCGUAUGCGCUCUGCUGUUUAAAUUAUUUUGCAUAUUUGCUUUAAUUAAUAAAUCAAAAACAUUGAAGCAUCGUAUAGUGAAAAGACUUGAAAAAAUUUUCCGCAGAAAAGGUAACUGA